Molecule: messenger RNA, 1395 nt
Organism: Colletotrichum truncatum
Lineage: Eukaryota; Fungi; Ascomycota; Sordariomycetes; Glomerellales; Glomerellaceae
Product: monocarboxylate
Biological process (GO): transmembrane transport
Cellular component (GO): membrane
Molecular function (GO): transmembrane transporter activity
Source: RefSeq, a predicted model, not a curated record
AUGCCGAAUCGAGACCACUUAGCGUCUCCGGCGGACUCUCAAGUCACCAUGACAGACCCGCAGAUCUUUAACCCGGAUCCCAAGGCCGACGGAGGCCAGAACAAGACGGGUUACUCGUCGGACGGGCAUGGUUCUACUACACAGCCUGCUGGUGACCUGGAGAAGGCUGCGAAGCCGUCGUUCCCCGGCGGCGACGCGCCAGACGGCGGCAUAGUCGCUUGGCUUGUCGUUCUUGGCGCUUGGUGUACUUCGUUCUGUAGUUUUGGUUGGGUUAAUAGUAUCGGAGCGUUCCAGGAGUAUUACCAGAAUGAACUCUUGAGCAACUACUCGCCCAGCACCAUUUCUUGGAUUCCUUCGCUCCAAAUUUUCUUCAUGAUGGCUAUGGGCCCCAUCAUCGGUCAGAUUUACGACCACUACGGCCCCCGGUGGCUCAUCCGCGUCGGCAGCAUCCUUCACGUCUUCGGCCUGAUGAUGACUUCCCUUUCGACGCAGUACUACCAGAUCCUCCUCGCCCAAGGAAUCUGCUCCGCAAUCGGUGUCUCCGCCAUUUUACAGCCGUCAAUGAACGUCAUCCACGGCUGGUUCAACGUCAAGCGCGGUGCGGCCUUUGGACUCCUUUCUACCGGCUCCAGUAUCGGCGGUAUCAUAUUCCCGAUCAUGGUCACUAGGCUCAUCAAGCGGGUUGGGUUUCCUUGGGCCAUGAGGACUUGCGCUUUCAUGAUCCUCGGCUUGCUGAUUGUGGCAAACCUGACCGUGAAGGCGAACCACCCGCCUCGCCCGCAAAAGUUCACCCGCGAGCAGCUCCUUCGCCCUUUCAAGGAGUUUGAGUUUGUCUGCCUGGUUAUCGGGUUCUUCCUCUUCACUUACGGAAUCUUUGUCCCGAUCAACUAUAUCCAGGUUCAAGCCCUCGAGAUGGGCAUGAACCCCAACCUGGCACAGUAUCUCGUUGCCAUACUUAACGCUGGCAGUCUCUUCGGGCGCAUUUUCUCCGGUAUAAUGGGCGACAGGAUUGGCAAGUACAACAUCUUUGUGGUCGUCUGCUACUUGACGACCGUUUGGAUGCUUGCGCUCUGGAUUCCGGCCAAGACGGACGGCGCGUUGAUUGCGUUUGCCGUCCUGUUCGGAUUCUGCUCCGGCGCGUAUGUGUCGCUGGUUGCGCCGCUGGUCGCCGCCAUCUCGCCGUUCCAGGAGAUUGGGUUCCGCACCGGAAUCACGUUCCUCACUAACUCGAUUGGAGGAUUGACGACAAACCCUAUCAACGGCGCGAUCCUUUCCGGCCCGAGCGGGUGGGUUGGAAUCAAGGUCUUCUCGGGCGUGUUUUGCUUCGCGGGGACAACGUUCAUCUUGCUCGCAAGGAUGCACCGCACUGGAUGGAAGGUCUUUGUUGCAUUUUAA